Molecule: messenger RNA, 1153 nt
Organism: Trifolium pratense (red clover)
Lineage: Eukaryota; Viridiplantae; Streptophyta; Magnoliopsida; Fabales; Fabaceae
Product: aldose reductase-like
Exons: 8
Coding region: 16-984 (322 amino acids)
Cellular component (GO): cytosol
Molecular function (GO): aldose reductase (NADPH) activity
Source: RefSeq, a predicted model, not a curated record
UUGAAUUAAUUAAAGAUGGCGCAAAAAGUUAUGUUGCCACAUGAACCAAAGACACAGUCAUUUGAUCUGUUGAGUGGACAUAGUAUACCAGCUAUUGGAUUAGGGACAUGGAAAUCUGGUUCACAAGCCAUUGAUUCUGUGAAAACAGCCAUUAUUGAUAAUGGCUACAGACACAUUGACACUGCUGCUCAGUAUGGAGUUCAAGAAGAGGUUGGACAUGCACUUCAAUCAGCCAUGCAAGCAGGAGUUGAAAGGAAGGAUCUAUUUAUCACCUCCAAGAUAUGGUGCACUGACUUGACCCCUGAAAGGGUAAGACCUGCCCUCAACAAAACCCUUCAAGAACUCCAACUUGACUACCUUGAUCUUUACUUGGUUCACUGGCCAUUUCAACUGAAAGAUGGGGCAAGCCGGCCUCCUAAAGCAGGAGAAGUUUUGGAGCUUGACAUGGAAGGAGUUUGGAGAGAAAUGGAGAAGCUUGUUCAGGAAAAUCUUGUCAAAGACAUUGGAAUAUGCAACUUCACUCUUACUAAACUUAACAAGCUACUCAAAAUUGCUCAAAUUAAGCCUUCUGUAUGCCAGAUGGAGAUGCAUCCUGGAUGGAGAAAUGACAAGAUGCUUGAGGCUUGCAAGAAUAAUGGCAUCCAUAUUACGGCCUAUUCACCACUGGGAUCAGCAGAGGGUGGGAGAGAUUUGAUCCAUGAUCAAACGGUUGAUAGGAUAGCCAAGAAAUUGAACAAGAGUCCAGGGCAGGUGUUGGUGAAAUGGGCCAUUCAGAGAGGGACAAGUGUCAUCCCUAAAUCAACCAAUCCAAAUAGGAUCAGAGAGAAUGUUGCUGUUUUCAAUUGGGAAGUUCCACAACAAGAUUUCAAAAACCUUAGUAACAUACCAGAUCAGAGAAGAGUUCUUGAUGGUGAAGAACUGUUUGUGAACCAGAGUGAAGGGCCAUUCAAGAGUGUAGAAGAUAUCUGGGAUCAUGAAGAUUAGACAACAUUUACAUCAAGCUACAUUGUUUAUUUUGUUUGUUUUUUCAAGCCACUUAGUAGUAUUAGAUUAAUGUACUAGCAGUUUAUUAAAAGAGUUAAAUUAGCUUGUAUACAUCAAGGUGCAAGGGAAACGGAUUAUACGCGGUUACUGCAUUAACGCAGUAAUAGUU